AUGUUCCCCACCGUCGACGACCCCUCCGCCGCCGGCGCCAUGGUCUCCUCCUCCUUCCCUGACGCCGACGCGUACGGCAACGGCGACUCCGACGACCUCGACUUCCCCGUCGACCCAAAUCCCAACCCGGUCUUCUCCUCCUCCCCCGUCGCCCCCGCCGCGGCCCCCGCGACCGGGAGCGGGGCCGGGGGGCGGCGCCCGCUGUUCCAGCGCCUGUGGACGGACGAGGACGAGAUCGUCAUCCUGCGCGCCUUCGCCGAGUUCACGGCGCAGCGGGGCACCUCCUUCGCGUCGCACCAGCACGACACCACCCCCUUCUACGAGGACAUGCGCCGCCGCCUCAACACCGGCUUCACCAAGAACCAGCUCGUCGAGAAGAUCCGCCGCCUCAAGCGCAAGUACCGCAACUGCGUCGAGCGCCUCCGCGUCGCUGGCGCCGGCUUCACCUUCCGCUCCCCGCACGAGCAGGCCAUCUUCGAGAUCGCCCGCACCAUCUGGAGCCCCGCCUCCGACAAGCACGGCCGCGACUCCGACGACGAGGGAGGCGGCGGCGGCGGCAACGCCCACGCCCACGACGCCGCCUUCGCCAUGCCCCCCUUCGGGAUCGACGCCGCCGCCGCCAACGGGGAGUCCGCCAAGUCCCCGACCUCGAGGCCACGCCGUGGCCGCCGCCGCCGCACGGGCGACUUCCCCGCCGACGCGGUCGCAGAGACGCUCGCGCUGCCGCCGGCGCCCAUGCAGAUGCCGGUGAUGACCGAGGACGCGCUCCCCUCGUUCCCGCAGGUGACUGCGGCGGCGGUCAUGGACGGUGGCUGCGGCCUCAGCGUGGACCCGGCCUCUGGGCUGCCGGGCGCGCUGUCAGCGGCUGCGGCGGCAACGGCCGUAUCCGGCAGCAGCACCGCGGAGAACCCCAUCCUGGCGGCGAUGUUCAAGGAGAUGGUACGCGCGACGCUGAGCGUCGGCGGCGGCGGCGGCACUGCGCUUCUGGGGCUGGAGCCGCCGCCCCCUAUCGCAGGGGUGCCGAUGGAAGGGGAGAAGUGGCGGCAGCAGCGGAUCCGGGAGCUGGAGGUGUACCUGCGUCGGAUCGACCUGCUGCAGGACCAGGCGAGGGCGGCUCUGGAGGAACUCAGGUCCGCGCCGCACGCCGGGGGCAUGAACACUUGA
Molecule: messenger RNA, 1164 nt
Organism: Miscanthus lutarioriparius
Lineage: Eukaryota; Viridiplantae; Streptophyta; Magnoliopsida; Poales; Poaceae
Source: the annotation of a GenBank genome assembly